GUUUGGUGUAUGACAUGUAAUUCUCUUUUUUUCUGUCGUCAAAAUGAAACGUUCAUAUGGAGAAAUAGACGAUGAUCCUAUCUGUGGAGACAUCAAAAAUAAAUAUCAAAGAAGAUACCAAACUCUCACCUCUUUACAAACAAGACCAAGCAGUUUGUUCAAAGGAACUGGCAAUUUUCCAUUUUUUAGACAGCCGACAGAAAUAGGUUGUUUGUCUCUAGACAUAAAAAGGAAUUUCCACAAUAACAGAAGUCAGUUGAAAUACUAUAUACAACCAAAAGAUAUUCAGAGUGUUAAAUUUGAUUUAAGAAAAGGAUAUCAUAAUUUCAUUGAAAAAGAUGAAAAUUCAGAAGAGUAUAUAAAUGAUAUUCUGAAGUGGAUUUGUUGUAACAGAGAAAAGUUUUUGUUAGAAGAUGAGAAGAAAAAGUCGGACAAAGAGAAAGGGAAGAUCAGGAAUAUUCAUACUGAUUUUGUUUGUUGGAGGGGGCUUCUGACAAAGUUGCUCUGCACUCCUUAUGAAAACAGGGAUGGUUGGCUUAUAGCUGUUACUCGGCACAAAGAUACAUUUUACAUGUGUGAAUUUGAUACAGAAAGCCGAAAGCAACAGAAGCAAGAAAUGUCAGACAGGCAAAGGGAAAUGUCUUAUUGGGGCUGGAAAUUUGAACAGUAUGUUACUUCAGAUAAACCAGAUGGCAUUCCAAACACAGGAGAACCAGUCAAUAAUUGUGAAGCAUACUGUACAGUGGUCAGAUCAAGACUAGAGAAGCACUCACUAUUGUUCUCUGGGGAAGUUGAUGCGAUUGACCUUCAAUCAAAGGACUCCUGUAAAUAUGUAGAAUUCAAAACAACAAGGCAGCUAGAUAAUUAUAGACAAGAAAGGAACUUUAUCAAGUUUAAGUUAAUAAAGUGGUGGGCCCAGAGUUUCCUUGUGGGUAUUCCAACUAUUGUCUGUGGUUAUCGUGAUGAUGAUGGGGUGGUGCAUAGCCUUGAGAAAAUGAAAACGCUGAAAAUUCCUCAUCAAGCCAAGGAUGAACGUGAUGGGUGGGAUCCAGUGAUUUGUUUCAAUUUUCUGGACAAAUUUCUUUCUCACGUGAAGAGAAUCUGUGUUAAAGAUGACCCCAGGACAGUUUACUUGUUUGAAUGGACCCCUCCAGGGGAGAUAACUUGUUCUGUUCAGGAUCCUGGCUCCAGGUUUGAGUUUUUACCUCAGUGGUACACCGACAAUGGUUGAGACCCUGGUGAACAGUUGUGAUCCUAUAACACAUGAGAGGCAGAUUCCCACAUCUGUACCAAGAUAUCCCCUUAAUUCCAGCCAUGUUUCAUAUUACCAGACUGUAGAAAUCUACUCUUACAAUCUUUUUAUAUCUUAUAACACAGAUUUAUAAAAGCAAAAUGGAAAAGUAUAAUUGAAAAAAAUUCCGGAACAUUUCUGAUGUUAAGAUAGUAUUAAUAUAUUGUACUUGGUUUAUAUUUUGUGAUAAAAUAUAUGCACUGAGUAUAUCAAAGUAAAUGGAAGUUACACUACACGUAUAACAUAUACAUAGAGACAUCCCACUUCAUAAGUUCAUACAAAACUAUACCUAUGCAUGUACUAUACAUUACACACUGAUUAUUUACCUUUAUUAAAACCAUCUGCUAUUUAAAAUAUCUGUUGUUGCAAUUAAAUAAACUCUACUACAGACUGAU
Saccostrea echinata is the source of this 1686-nucleotide messenger RNA. RefSeq names its product decapping and exoribonuclease protein-like. Gene Ontology annotation, cellular component: cytosol; nucleus. Gene Ontology annotation, molecular function: mRNA 5'-diphosphatase activity. NCBI's taxonomy places the organism in Eukaryota, Metazoa, Mollusca, Bivalvia, Ostreida, Ostreidae. Gene Ontology annotation, biological process: NAD-cap decapping; nuclear-transcribed mRNA catabolic process. The transcript has 7 exons. The coding region runs from base 44 to 1231 and encodes 395 amino acids. The record is from RefSeq and is a predicted model, not a curated record.